UAAGAAUUGCUUGUAAACAAAUAAUAAGAAUUUCGGUGCUUCCGAACUUUAGAUUCUAUAAAUGAGCUUCUUUUAAUAAAAUGUUUGUGAGCUAUAGUUAAUAGUUUUUAAUUAAUAGUUUUUUGUAUUUAGUUUUGCUUUUAAAUUAUUCUUUUUAGAUGAGACUCCCAAUAAAUUUCGUUUUUUGUCGACAUUUAUCUACAUUUCGCGAUACUUUUAUUAGCAAAUACGGGAAACCGGAGAGCCAAGCAUGGUUCCCAGGACAUAUGUAUAAAGGUAUUUUACAAAUGCAAGCCAAGUUAGCGGUUGUUGAUUGUAUCAUUGAAGUUCAUGAUGCUAGAAUUCCUUUUAGCGGUCGUAAUCCAAAAUUCUAUUCUAUGCUUACUGCAGUGAAACCUCAUCUGUUAGUUUUAAACAAAUGUGAUAAAAUAGAGUACUCCUAUCGAAAGAAAAUCAAAGACAGGCUUUUAAAGGAAAAUAUCCAAAAUGUAUUAUUUACGAAUUGUAAAGCCAAUACGAAAAGUGGAGUUGAUAAAAUUAUUCCAACUGUGUUGGAGUUAAUUGAGAUGUCUUCAAAGUAUCAAAAAGGUAUGGCUGCUGAUUUUGCUCUAAUGGUGAUAGGAAUUCCAAAUGUAGGAAAAUCUUCUGUAAUAAAUAAACUCAGAAAUAUUCACCUAAAAAAAAAAAAAGCUUCACACGUGGGGGCUGUUCCAGGCAUCACUAAAUCUGUUUUGGAGAAAAUUAAGAUAUCAGAAAAUCCCAAAGUUUAUUUAUACGAUACUCCAGGCGUGAUGCAACCAAAGAUUGAUAAUAUAGAAGUAGGUCUUCGAUUAGCUCUCUGUAGAACUUUAAGAGAUGACCUCAUUGGGGAAGCUUUAAUUGCAGAUUAUUUAUUGUAUUGGUUAAAUAAGAACAAAAACUUCAGGUAAGCUUUAAAUAUAACUGUGUUG
Messenger RNA from Parasteatoda tepidariorum (common house spider), 950 nucleotides. Lineage: Eukaryota; Metazoa; Arthropoda; Arachnida; Araneae; Theridiidae. The record is from RefSeq and is a predicted model, not a curated record.